Molecule: messenger RNA, 6773 nt
Organism: Bufo bufo (common toad)
Lineage: Eukaryota; Metazoa; Chordata; Amphibia; Anura; Bufonidae
Gene: LAMB3
Product: laminin subunit beta 3
Exons: 23
Coding region: 146-3622 (1158 amino acids)
Source: RefSeq, a predicted model, not a curated record
GGCUUCUAGGUGAGCUGUAGUUUAAAAAGCCAGCUCAAGGAAGGAAAAUUGCAGUUGGGAUUUGGGGUGGAGAAAGAAACAAGCUCCCAGAAGAGCAUAUCAGAGAAAAGUGAAAGUCCAGGUGUUCAGAGGCCGAGAACAAAGAAUGUGGUUAUACAUCAUACUUCUAGGUUUCGCACUCCUUGUGAAUGCACAACAAGACUGCUCUCACGGGGGAUGUUAUCCUGCAAUAGGAGAUCUGCUUAUCGGAAGAACAGAUCAACUGAGAGCUUCUUCUACUUGUGGAAUGGAAAGUCCAGAAACUUACUGCACUCCCUUUGGAGAGGCCCAGUUUCAAUGCUGCCGAUGUGAUUCUCGAGAACCCUUUUCAGCAGUGAGUCAUCGGAUCAUUAAUGUGGUCUCUCCAAUUGGUCAUCUUCGCUGGUGGCAGUCUGAGAGUGGAGUCGAUGCAGUUUCUCUGCAAUUUGACUUGAACAGGAAGUUUCAGCUGAGUGAUGUCAUUUUGGAUUUCAGGAGCCCCCGGCCAGCUGGCAUGCUGAUCGAGCGGUCUUCUGACUCUGGGAAGACUUGGCAGGUCUAUCAGUAUUUAGCCUUUAACUGUGCUGCUUCCUUUCCUCACAUAAGACAAGGUCGACCCCAAAACCUUGAGGAUGUGCGAUGUCAAGAACUGCAAGGGAACCCGACACAUGGGGGCAAGAUACAAUUUAGCCCAAUGGCAAUGGCUUUCUCAUCUCCUGUGUCUAAAAGCCAACAAAUCCAUGAGCUUGGACAGUUCACCAACCUGAGAAUAAAUUUCACACAACUAACACACCAGCCCCCCCGGAGAUAUCGAGAACCGAGUGCAUUCUAUGCAGUCAAUGAGAUGCGUGUGCAUGGCAGUUGCUUUUGUUAUGGUCAUGCAGACCGCUGCAUAUCAGAUAAUGAACUAGAAAAAGAUCCAUUUGGUGACAUUCAGAUACAUGGUGCAUGUGCAUGCCAACAUAAUACAGCUGGAACAAACUGUGAGCAUUGUGCUGACCUCUACAAUGACCUGCCCUGGAGGCCUGCUGACGAAAACAACCCAAAUGUGUGCAAACGCUGUAACUGCAACAAUCACUCUGACAAGUGCCACUUUGACCCUGCUGUGUAUGAAGCCAGUGGCAGAGUGAGUGGAGGCGUGUGUGAAGACUGUGCAGAUGGCACUACCGGGAAGAACUGCGAGAGGUGCAGACCUGACUACUACAGGAAUCCAAAUCAAGAUAUCAGCCAGAGAGAUGCCUGCAUCUCAUGUGAUUGUGAUCCGGAGGGCAGUGUAGAAGGUGGCAGUUGUAACUCUAUGAAUGGAAGAUGCAUCUGUAAAGAAAACGUUGGGGGAGAGAGGUGCGAUCAGUGCAAGCCAGGGUACUACCAACUGAGCUCAGCCAACCCACAGGGUUGUACCAAGUGUGACUGUAACCCUGAAGGCACUGAGAGAAACCAGCCAUGUGACAGUGAAACAGGACAAUGUCGAUGUCUUCCAAAUGUUACAGGUCGGCGCUGUGACCAGUGCACCUCACACCACUGGAAUAUCGCCAGUGGGAGGGGAUGUCAGAUGUGUGGCUGCCAUGUUAGGAAUUCUUACAGUCUUCAAUGUAAUCAGGUCACUGGACAAUGUCUGUGUAGACAGGGCUUUGGUGGCCAAUUCUGCACUGAGUGCCCAGAAAGGACAUAUGGAACCCUACGGUCUGGAUGCCAAGAAUGCAACUGUAAUUUCCAAGGAACACUUGAAAAUGGUUGUGAUAAGGCAACUGGGAAAUGCUUGUGCCGACCAGGAUUUGUGGGAGAACGGUGUGAUUCCUGCCAAAGAGGCUACACUGAUACAUUCCCAAACUGCAGGCCCUGCCAUUCCUGCUUCCAGUUUUAUGACUAUGAACUUAGAGGCUUAAACACACAAAUGCAAACUUUUCACAACUCUACUGCUGGACAAGUAUCCCAGUUUGAUGUGGACUUUGGACCUCGGGUGGCCAGUGUUGAAGCUGAACUACAGCGUAUUCAGAGACUGUCUGGCGGAUCGGGUAUCUCAAACAGUGAGCUUUUGCGCAUGGAGAACCAGCUGACAAAAAUGAGGGGAGACAUGGGGCAACUAAAUCUGGACCAGCAGUGGGUGGAUGGAUUUGGUUCCCUUUCUGCUGACAUGAAUUCCUUGAGGUUGGAUUUUACCAUUGUUAAUGGACUUUACCAGAGGAAAGUGACCCAACAUGCUAACAGCAUCGCUACUGAUGCCUUAGGUAUAUUCAGUACCGUUAAUACAGCCUACCAAUCAUCACUAGAAGCAGCCGAGAGGGUGGCUAUGGCCCGGACAACUAUAUCCCAAUCAAGGGAAAGUAGGAGAGGGGUAAAUGGCCUUGAAGGGAAGACCAAAGAAGCAGUGUUUGACCUGGAAACAUUAAAAGACGAACUCUCCUACCCAAAUCUCACUCCAACCAUCAACAGGAUUUGUGAGGGUGUAAGAACAGAAUCAUGCACACCAGAGAACUGCCUUGGUACUGUGUGUCAGAGAAACAAUAUUACCUUGUGCCAAGUUGGAUCCAAUUGCAGAGGAGCAUUUCCUUUGUCCAUGAAUGCACUAAGGACUACAGAGAAAACUGCCAAAGAGCUCCAGGACCUGAAUAGCCAACUGCUGAAGAACACACAGAUGAUACAGGAAGCUGAAAAAACAUCCAACCAAAUCAAGGACAGUGCCCAACAGCUGUCAGAACAAGUGACCAGGACUAGGACUCGCAUGGAACAAGAUAUUGGGAGCACCAGACAGUUUAUAAAGCAAGUUAGAGACUUCUUAACAGAGCCUUCCACAGAUCCAGCCACUAUCCAAGAGGUUAGCGAGUAUGUGUUGUCACUCAAGCUACCUGUUGAUGCCUCUUCUCUUCAGAGGAAAAUGAAAGAAAUAAGGAACAUAGCAGGAAAAUUGCCUAAUGUUGAUGCAGUGCUGUCUCAAACAAAAGAGGACAUUGCCAAAGCAAAGAAACUGCAGAAUGAGGCUGAAGAAGCCAGGAACAAAGCAAUCAAUGUUGAAGAAAAUGUGGAUGAUGUGGUAGGUAAUAUUAAUCAAGCAAGGAGAAUCCUCCAGGAAGCGGAAGAUAAAAUCCGUGGAUCAAGCACAUCUUUGCUGCAAAUCCAGGAUCGUAUGCAAGAGAUUGAGCAAGUUCUGGGGCCGGUAGAAAGGGGGCUGACAGAUGUCCAUGAUCAGCUUCAGGGCUUUACACAACGAGUGGAAAAUCUGCGCAAAGGAACUGCAGAAAGUCUACAGAAGGCUGGUCAGGCUCAGCAAGCAGCUGAGGGAGCUCAUAGCAAAGCUAUGGAUGCACAGCAGGGUCUAGGUGCCGUGCAGGAAAAAUAUGCCUUAUUGAAGAACCGCAUAGGCCAAGCAUCCAGUUUUGGUGCUCAGGGACAGAAGGUGGCAAAUAUCAAGAUGGAGGCUGAUCAGCUUUUCAAAGAGUCAGAAGGAAUGCUCAAAAAGAUGAACGAAAUUGAGGCAGAGCUUCGAGAGGGUCAGGAGUCUGUGAUGAACAGAAUUUCAGAGCUGCAGGACAUGGAAGAAGAGGUCAAGAGUCUGCGAGAUGACAUCCGUUCAAGAGCUGCCUUUUACGCAACCUGUAGGGAUUAAAAACAGUGGGACAUUGCCAUUUAUUUGUGUCUGAAUGUUACUUGAAUUUUCUUCUUGCCUCUGCUUGUAUACAAAAGGUCAAUAUUUCAAGCUUUUAAUUCCAGAUUCUAUGGAUUAUUUUUUUUUUACAUUCUCUGAUGAUGCUUGCACAUAUGCCAUUUUCCAGUUUGUAUGCAGUUUUUGGAGCAAAAAUUGGAAUUCAAAAGUAAAAGGGAAGUAGAAUCAUUUUGUGUACUUUCUUCACCUUAUGAUCCUCUCCUGACAUUGGAUUCAAAAACUCCAUAAAAAAAACAUUAAAAAGGCAUGUGUGAAGGCACUCUAACAAAGGUUAAACGAGGCUCCCAUAGCAGUCAUUACCAAUUAGUCAUUUGUUUUCAUCUAACUAGUAGCCAACCCACAAGCCCUAUGCAACCUUCCAGUUUUUUAGCUGUUGAGCUUAGAUUGUAAAGGAAAUUUAGCUGAUGACAUGCUGUAUAACAUAAUUAUUGCAACAACCAAAUCAUUAAAUGUCAUGAGUUAGGUCUAAUAAUAAAAUAUGUCUAUUGAACUUUGGAGAAGUUCGGAGCGACAUCAGUUCAGCCAAAAACUAUUCAUUUGGCCCAUGCUGCAUCUAGUGCAUCCUGCAGAGUGAAAUAAAUACGCAGGUGCCCAUAGUCAUAGCUAAAGAGAAAAUCAGGGAUAGCAGCGUUCUAUAAGCCUACAAUAUAUGAUCUAUAUAUAAACUAACAUCCCAUCUAAUAUACAAUCAGAGGUUCUUAACAAGUAUAUUUUGAUUUGAAAAAAUCUUAGCCUAUCCACCAACAGCAAGGUAACCGCUAUACAGAUGGGAACCUAACUCCAAACCUUUCAAUACCAUUCAUAAGCAUCUAAAUUAAAGGCAAGGGGAACCUGUAAAAACACUAACUGCUAUCAUUAUUACCUCUCUGGGUUAGCAGGCCAUGACCUGUUAUGACACUCUGUGCCAACAAAACUUCUUUCAGCAGGGGGCACAUAGUCAGCUAUACAUGUCACCUAAUUAAAAAAGGCUGUGAAGGGGAUGGGUUAUUAUGUGUGUUUUUAUUAAGUGUUUCUAAGUGAUUUUAUGGGUUCCUAUCGCCUUUAUAAAUGCCAUAGAGAUAGGUUAAGGUUCCCAAAUGUACUGAGGUCACCUUGCUGUUGGUGGAUGGGCUCAGAUAUUUUUUGAUCAAAAUAUAUUUACUAAGAACCUCUGAUUGUACAUUACAUCGGGUGUUAUUUGAUAUAGAGAUCAUAUAUUGUACAUUUAUAGAAUGCUGUUUUGCCUGACGUUUCUUUUAACAUUACUAAUUAUCAUGGCUCAGCAGUUUUUUCAGUGCCCAGAAUUCCAAAUCAAUUUUACCCAAAUCAAAUAUGCUUUAAUUGCCCUGGAAAUUGGUAUAUCAUACUCUUAGAUUUUUGAGAAAACAAAUAAGUUCAAAAGAGAGAUGUAAUAAUAUUACAUUGGAAAUGAGAUGAGCAAGCCAGUUCUCCAACCAAAAGACAACAGAACUGAAUGUCUCAAGAGACAACUGUAUUGUAGUCCAGCCAAUGAUGCUCUGAAUUUCUGGGAAACACAUAUAUGCAAAUUAGCAUACUUUACAUCCUUAAAAAAAAAAGGAACACUAAGUCUAUCUGAUGCCAGUGCAUAUAUGUUUCACAGACACUUAGAGCAACGUUGGCUGGACUACAAUACUCUUCAAGCAUACUAGGUGGUUUCCCUAAUGAAACCUAAGACAGCGACAAAGGCAACUUAGGGCAAUUUUUUCUUGAGGCAUUUUUCUUGUCCUUUUGGAAGGAGAAUCGUUUUGCACAUCUUAUUCAGAGAAGCAUAAUAUGGGGACAUCCAGUACUCUUGUCCUUUUGGAAGGAGAACCGACUUGCACAUCUCUUUUCUCUCUCAUCCCAAGAAAUUUUGUUUUUCUUUAAAAUCCACAUUUUUGGGGAAAUUUGGGAGGAAUUCUGAAUCAGUAGAAUUGGUUUGCUUUUUUCUAAACUACUUGUAUAUCAGUACACUUGAUGGACUUGAUGGACUCCUUGGUUGAAUCUGAUGGACUUAUGUAUUUUUUCAACCGUAUUAACUAUGUAACUAUGUACUUUACCACAUAAGAAAUCUGUAACAUUGAACAGUUUGCAAUAGGAUGAAUCACAUCUCACUGAAUCAAAAGAAAACACAAUACCAAGGACACUGCCGGACUGGUGCCUUUGUUAGCUCUUUAAAUGACAACUGAUAUAGCCAGAACCUCCAUCAUUUACAGGUCAUCAUGAGAUUAUGGUUCUUGCAAUGCUCCCUUUUUCUGGCAUCUAAUAUUUUGGCAACUUUUCAUUUUAUAGACAUAAAAGAAAUAUAAUAUGAUUUUUACUGCUGAAAAGACGCUGUUGCUGCUAACUUUCUCUAACUUGACAGCUUGCAUCCUUGCCCAUACUGCAUCUGGUGCUGUUCUGUAACAAAUCUUCUUACAGACUUCAGUAUUGUUACUAAUAAUUGUUACUUUGUUUUCGUGUAUUUGUUCUUAAAGGAGCCUAUAUAUGAGAUAAAUCUUAAUAAUUUUGGCUGGAUCCACAAAUAAUUUUUUGCAGGAAAAUGUGGCAAAAGGCAAUAGUUUUGUGUAAAAUGGUUGUAAAAAUAACCAAUUUGUGAAUACAAUGAUGUAUUCACCGCUUACAAUGAUGACACUUUUAGGCUGGGUUCACACUGCAUUUCAGCCCUCCAAGGAGCUUUCUGAUGGUGGUCUUCCACACUGUUCUAUCUGGCAAAAAAGAUGGAAAUGAACAUAAAGCAGAUGAAUUCUCUGUACUCCCCCUUAAACCGCAUUGUGAACUCAGCCAUAGAACUUAUUCACACGUCAGUGAAUUAUGGAUGACAUGUGCUGUCCGUGUUCUCCAAUACUGCAUACAAUGAAGACUCCAUUAGGCUGGGACACUGUGUUUUAGACCUCCACUGGGGAUCUUCAAUGCUAUUUUGCUUGUUUUAUUAAACUGGGUGUAUCCUUCAUGGUGUACGCUUAAAUUGUGUUUUUGGGUGUCAAACAUAUAUCCCCAACAGAAAGCGCAGCAGAGGGCUCAUCUGUAGAGUGAACACUACCUUAGGGCUUAUUCGCAUAUUAGUGAAUCACAGACAUGUGAUGUCCAUGGUCUCCGUAGACAGCAAAUGUAU